CUUCUGGGCAGUGGAGGACAUGCUUCCAAAUAAAGCAGUUUGGGGCCAACCAUUACCAGAACAUCUUCAGAAAAUGGUUGUAAGUGUAUUGGACCCUAACAGUGACCCAAAGGAACGUAUUGUUUCUGUGGGGUCCACUGUGCUGCUGCGUUCCGAUUUUUUGUCUUUAGGAUUGUCAGAAGGAGUUGAAGCAACGGUAAAAUAAUUUUUUAUUUGUAAAAUGAGAUGGAAAAAUAUCAAAGGAACUGAUUUCAUUUGUUUUUAUGAAAAAAAUUAUAGAUUUUGAACUGUUGCCUACUGAAUCAUAGAGCACAUACGCUUUCCGCAGGGUAAGGUAGCAGUCUCGAAGAUUUUAUUGAAAACCGGAUACAUUUGUAUCCAUCUGAUAAUUGUUUCUUCAUUACAGGAUAUCAGUGUGUAUGUUGUUAAUUCUUACGUGGUAGCGACCUGGCUUCCGCCAUUCUCUUGUUUCCCAGAGUUGUCCCUUCCGGCUAAUGUCAGUCAGACACACCUUGUGGCUCUGCCAGCUUGGGUACCUGGCCACUGGCUGCUGUGUGAGCAUUGCAAAACUCAUUGACACCCAAGAGUGGACAGAGAAAACUGCGAUUACAUUUGAAGGAAUACCGAAGCAGGUGGGUGGGAACAACUGUGGGAUCUACAUACUGAUGUACACUCUAUACAUGGCUUUGGGGCUCCGGUUUGAUUUUACAGAGGAUGACAUGCCCCUGAUCAGGAGGUGGUGGUGUGCUCUCAUACUGGACAACUUCACUCUGCAAAUCGCUCAACCAGACAAAAGGCAAUGUCUUCGGGGAGAUUCAGACAAAGCAGAGCAUGCAGUUAUGACAACAAUAUAUCAGCUUCCCAAUGAAAUUGUUUCUGAGAUCCUCAAGGAAGUUGUUUUAGCAACUGGGGAUUCUGCAUAUUUGACGCUUUCACUUGUAUGCAGAUGGUUUCGGGAUGUGGUCACAAAUGAACAUUUUCGGAAAGCAGCACACUUUGCCUGGCUAGACAGUGUGGUCAACUGGAAGAUUUUCUCACAGGACUAUUGUAAAGAGUUCAGACAGAGCUACAGCAUCAGGGAAUGCUCAGAAUGCUUGAAGCUCUUCAAGUCCUGUCCACCAGGGUAUAGGGGAAGAGGAAGACGAGGGGAACUGCUGGGCUUUUACUCCGAAGAUCUUUGUGCAGGAUUUUGCUCGCAGGACUGUUUUUUGCUGCAGGAAAUGAGUUUAUGUUAA
Xyrauchen texanus (razorback sucker) is the source of this 1235-nucleotide messenger RNA. RefSeq lists its product as uncharacterized. The coding region runs from base 495 to 1235 and encodes 246 amino acids. Gene Ontology annotation, molecular function: protein binding. Lineage: Eukaryota; Metazoa; Chordata; Actinopteri; Cypriniformes; Catostomidae. The transcript has 11 exons. The record is from RefSeq and is a predicted model, not a curated record.